AUGUUCCUCACUCACUUCAUUUCUGCUCCUCCCACCAUCUGUGAAUAUAUUUGCCGUGUAUGUCGGUGUGAGGGCACUCCGGACAAACCCCUCUACCACCCAUGUGUCUGCACUGGAAGCAUAAAAUUUAUUCACCAGGAUUGCCUGGUACAAUGGUUAAAAUAUAGUAAGAAAGAAUACUGUGAAUUAUGUAAAUAUAGAUUUGCUUUCACACCAAUUUAUUCCCCUGACAUGCCUAAAAGACUCCCUAUUAAAGAUAUCAUUAGUGGUCUUCUUACUAGUAUUGGGCGUGCUGUCCGGUAUUGGUUUCAUUACACAUUGGUGGCAUUUGCUUGGCUUGGUGUGGUGCCCCUCACUGCUUGUCGAAUUUAUAGAUGUUUGUUCACGGGCUCUGUGAGUUCCUUACUAACCCUUCCUUUGGAUAUGUUAUCAACAGAAAAUAUAGUGUCCGAUUGUUUCCAAGGCUGUUUUGUUGUUACUUGUACCCUGUGUGCUUUCAUCAGUUUAGUAUGGUUACGUGAACAGAUUUUGCAUGGUGGUGGUCCUGAUUGGUUGGAACAUGAAGAUGAAGCAAAUAACCAAGGACGGAAUUUCUUUGAUGGAGGUGUCAUGAUGAAUAACUUGAUGGGUAUGGCACCAUUAGGUCGAGGAGCUGCAGGGAAUGCUAAUGCUGAAGGCAAUGGAGGAGCAGCUGCUGCUGCUGGUGAAGGUGGCAAUUUGAAUGAAGAAGGAGUUGCAGGAGCACCUGAGGUGGAAGUAUUUGAUGUUGCUGCAAUGGGAGCCAACAACGGUGCGCAAGAUGACAACAAUUGGAACCCUAUAGAAUGGGACAGAGCUGCUGAAGAACUAACCUGGGAAAGGUUACUUGGUCUGGAUGGAUCAUUGGUUUUUUUGGAGCAUGUUUUCUGGGUUGUCUCCCUUAACACACUCUUUAUUCUCGUGUUUGCUUUUUGUCCUUAUCACAUUGGCCAUUUCACACUGGUUGGACUUAAGAUUGAUGAUUUGGUGACUACAGUUGUUCCUCAAGACAAAGAAAAACAAAAGCUCAAGGUGGUUGCGUCCCAUUUUGAAGGAUUACUCACAGCCCUCACUGGCUAUAUUGUAUUUGCUCUCGCUUUAGUUUCUAUAUAUCUUCUUUUUGUUUUGGUAAUAUUUGGUAGUACUGUGCUACUAAUGCUUUGGUUACCAGUUCGUGUCAUCCGAAGACUGAUGCCUACCUUCUUACCAUAUAAUGCUGUCUUGAACAAUGAUGCUGUUAUGAGUGAAUUGUCUUUGGAAUUGCUUCUGCUUCAAGUUGUGUUACCUGCCUUACUUGAACAGGGUCACAUCCGGGCAUGGUUGAAGAGUGUGGUUCGAGGAUGGACAAUUGGAAUGGCCUGGGUACUUGACCUUAGGUCAUACCUCAUUGGUGACAUUCCACUAUCAGAUCAGGAUAAUAUAAUUCAGGGGGAUCAACCACCAGUUGUUCCUGUUCCCAAUGCAGCCCCUGCCGCAGCUGCCCCUCCAGCUGCAGCUCCAGCUCCGGCCCCACAGGCUCAAGCAGGACUUGGAGCAGCACAUCAAGCGAUGCUGCAAGGCGGAGGACCCACUGGAUUCCAAGCAUACAAAAGACCAUCUUUUUUUACGAUACGAGUGUUUCUCCUUGUUGUUUUUAUGUGUGUCACAUUAUUUACUGCCAGUCUGGUGUCUUUAGUUGUACCAGUUUUUAUUGGUCGCAAGCUGAUGGGUCUGUGGAUGGGUGAAGCGAAAAUUCAUGAGCUUUACACUGCUGCUUGUGGCCUUUACAUUUGUUGGUUGCUACUGAGGAUAGGCACUGUACUCUACAAUUGGAUUCCUCAGGGAACUGCUGUCAUCAUGAAGAAGCUUAAGGAAUGGGCCAUUUUGUGGCAUAAUUGGAAUUCUGUCUUUGGGACUUUUCAAGAUAGAACUAUCAAAUUUUAUCAGGCUUUGGAGUCUUUAACAAUUGCUACUUUCUUAUUGGGAGUGAUUCCAUUGCUGUUGGGAAUGCUGUUUGAACUUGUCAUUGUGGUGCCUCUUCGGGUUCCUGUUGACCAAACACCUCUCUACUUUCCAUGGCAGGUAUACAAUCCUCAUGGAAAAAGCGGAUCUCUCUCUCUCUCUCUCUCUGGUUUCUCUCUUUUGUGUCACUCUUUUUUUUUCUCUCUACCCCACUCUUUUUUAAACCCUCUUUCAUUUUUGCCCUUCCUCUCUUUUUUCUUUACCUUUCCCACCUCUCCUCUUUCUUUUCCCCACCUCUCCUCUUUCUUUUCCCCACCUCUCCUCUUUCUUUUCCCCACCUCUCCUCUUUCUUUUCCCCACCUCUCCUCUUUCUUUUCCCCACCUCUCCUCUUUCUUUUCCCCACCUCUCCUCUUUCUUUUCCCCAUACCUUUUUUUGCAUCUAA
Acanthosepion pharaonis is the source of this 2403-nucleotide messenger RNA. The record is from the annotation of a GenBank genome assembly. Lineage: Eukaryota; Metazoa; Mollusca; Cephalopoda; Sepiida; Sepiidae.